Molecule: messenger RNA, 3003 nt
Organism: Plasmodium berghei ANKA
Lineage: Eukaryota; Apicomplexa; Aconoidasida; Haemosporida; Plasmodiidae
Product: AP-3 complex subunit beta, putative
Exons: 1
Coding region: 1-3003 (1000 amino acids)
Biological process (GO): vesicle-mediated transport; intracellular protein transport
Cellular component (GO): membrane coat
Source: RefSeq, a predicted model, not a curated record
AUGGAAAAAUUUGGAUUUAAUAUAAAACUACCCUUAAUUGAAAAGGCAUCUACAAAUGUUAAGGAUUUUAUAUCUUAUAUAAAACUAAAUGAUGGUAUAUACUUUGAAAAAAUAAAAUUUGAUAAUAAUGAAAUAAUAAGUAAUUUAGAAAAUAAUAAUGUAUAUAAAAAGAUCGAAGCUAUGAAACAUAUAUUAAUUGCACAUAUUUUAAAAAAAAAUGUUUCUUCUUUUUUUUUUAAUGUUUUAACAAAUAUAUCAGUAAAUAAUUUAGUAUUAAAAAAAUUAAUUUAUAAUUAUUUAAUUUUAUAUGCCCAUGGAAACACAGAUUUAACAUUAUUAUCAACAAAUUCGUUUAAAAAGGAUUUAAAUAAUAGCAAUUACCAAAUAAGAUCAUAUGCAUUAAGAGCAAUUACAUCAAUAAAGUCACUUACUAUAAUUAAUUUAUUGAUAGGAAUGUUAAAAAAACUUUCAAAUGACGAUUCUCCAAAUGUUCGUAAAACAUGUGCAGAUGUUAUACCUUCUAUAUAUUUUAUUGAUAAAGAUCAGUUUAUUUUUUUAAGAAAAAUUUUAUUAAAAUUAAUUUCAGACAAAGAAAUAACUGUUGUAUCAUCAGCUAUUAUAUCCUUUAGUACAAUAUGCAUACAUAAUCAUAUUCAACUUCCUUAUAUUUAUCAAGUGAAAAAUAAAAAAGAAUUUAAUUCAAAUAAACUCAUAUCUUAUAAUGAUGAUACAUGUCAAGAUUCUACAAAAUUUACAAAUUUGUAUCAUAAUCAAAUUUAUGAACAUGUUUCGAAUCAAAUAAAUCAAACUCACAUAAAUCAUAACAUAAUGCAUAACACCCCAAAAGUAAAAAAUGGUGAAGUAAAAAAUGGUGAAGUAAAAAAUGGUGAAGUAAAAAAUGGUGAAGUAAAAAAUGGUGAAGUAAAAAAUGGUGAAGUAAAAAAUGGUGAAAUAAAAAAUGGUGAAAUAAAAAAUGGUGAAAUAAAAAUGGACGAUACAUGGCUUACAAACAUGCCUGAUGAAACUCAGAUAUAUAAUUCGCUAUCACUUUUGCAUGUACACUAUUAUAAGUUGUGUAAAUAUUUGUUAUAUAUGCACCCAUAUAAUCAAACUUAUUUAAUUGAUUUGUUACUACGAUAUUGUAGAAUGUUUUAUAGAAAUCCUUUAAAAAAUGAACAAAUUAAAUUAAAAAAAAAAGAAAAAAAAAUUGAUAAAAAUAUAAAUAAUGAUAAACCCUUUAAUGAAAAUAACUAUGACACAUUUGACGAAUAUAAAAAUUAUACAAUAGAUAUUGAAAUAUUUAUUGAUAAAUUAUUAUUAUUGUUAUCAUCAAAUAGUUAUAGUGUUGUUUUAAUAACAAUAUCAUCUUUAUAUAAAUUAACAGAAUUUACAUAUAAAGAAGAAAUGAUUCAAGCUAUAUUAUUUUGUUUAUUAAAAAGCAAUAUAGAAAAAAAUGAUGAAAUAUAUGAAAUAUUUAUUAAAAGUAUAAAACCAAUUAUAAAAUCUUUAAAAAAUGAUUUCGAUCCAUAUAUAUCUUAUUUUUUUAUUAACAAUCAAGAUAGUACAAUAAAAAAAUCUUUAAAAAUUGAUAUAUUAUAUAUAUUAAAUAAUCAAAAUAAUCAAACAAUUAUAUUAGAUGAAUUUAUACAUACAUUAUAUAUACCCAACAAUAAUGAAUUUAUUAUUAAAAAAUUAUUUAGAUAUAUAACAGAGAUUUCUUUACAAAAUUCAAAAUGUAUGUCUAAGUUCAUUAAUCAAAUUAUGAUAAUGAUAAAUUCAAAUAUAAAAAUAUAUUCAUAUGAAUCUAUUUUAUCGUUAAGAAAAUUAUUGCAACAAAAUGAUAAUAAACAAAUUAAAAAAAUCAUUUUUUUUUUGAUAAAAAUAUUAUUACAAGUUCAAUCAACUGAUGUUAAAAUAUCAAUUUUAUGGAUAUUAGCAAAUUAUCAAAAAUAUAUUGAUUACCUUCUAGUUUAUGAUUUGUCAAGAAUAUUAGUAAAAUCUUUUAAAAAUUCAGAUAAUACUUUUAAAAUACAUAUAAUUCAUUUUCUGUUUAAAAUAUGGAUAUAUCAAUUGGGUUGUAUAAUUCAAAACAAUUUUCAUCAAGUUGAUUUAAAAAAAAAACAAACUCAAACAUUACACGACAAAAAUGGGCAGAAUUACCAGAAUGAACAUGCAAAAAUGAAAAGCGACUUUUUGUUAUUCGAAAAAUUAUGUAAAAGUUGCUUUUUAGUAGCAUAUCAAGAUAGACAUUUUGAUAUUCAAGAUACGACAAAAUUUUACUACCAUGUGAUGUUUACAAUAAAUAAAUUAAAAUCACAAAAUUUAUUGAAUUAUCAACUUUUACAAACAAAUAUUUUUAAUCAACCAAUUUCAGAUUUAACAUUAUCUUUGUCUUAUUUAAAAUCUUUUUAUUUAUACUCUGGAGAAUCGAUAAUUGCACAUUCAUUACAACUUGGAUCAAAUAAUUUAUUCGAAAAUAAAUUAGAUAAAUAUUUUUCUCAAUUCGAGCAAAACAAAUACAUUAAUAAUAAACACAAAAAAAUACAUAUAUACCAAUUAAAUACUAUAUCUAAUUUGCUAAAUCUAAAAAUACCAUUAUAUGCUGAUUUACCAUAUUUUUCUCAAUUCGAUUUACCAAAUACUGAACAUGUUAAUAAUAUUGAAAAAGAAAAAAAAAAACCUAUAAGUUUUUCAUCACGUGAUUUAAAAUAUAAUCAAAAUAUAACUAAUAAUAUUAAUUCUCAUAUUUUUUCGAACAUUGAUGAUUUUUAUAAAGAAGAAAACAUGAAAUUUGUUCAAAAUCAAAUUUCAAAAUUUUCUGAUACAUCAUUUUUAAUUAACAAAGGAUCGAAUAUUCAGGGCGAAGAUGAAGAAUCAGAUAAUAAUCAACAAUCUCAAAAAAUAAAUAAAUUCGAAAAAUAUGAAAAGGUGGAAACUGCCAAAGAUUUAAUUUAUGAAGAAAUUGAAGAUAUAGAAAAAUUAUUUUUUAAUACUAAUGAAUGA